GAGAGACUUAGCCCAGCCAAGAUGCUAAUGCUGACUGAGAUCCUGGUUUCUCUCUUUCUCUGGAGCAUCCCCCGGACCAGAGCGGGAUCACCCGACGGCCACAAGAUCAGCAAGGGGGUGGAAUGGCUGACUCGCUAUGGCUACCUUCCCCAGCCAGACCCCAUGGCCGCCCGUCUUCAGACACAUGAAGAACUGGCAGAUGCUGUCAGAACAAUGCAAAGAUUUGCAGGACUACCCAUGACGGGGAAGCUGGAUUCACAUACAUUGGAGAUGAUGAACCGGCCCCGUUGCUCCCUUCCGGACAUCAUUGGGACUUCUGAGUUGAUGCGUCGCCGGCGCAGGAGGAGACGUUAUGCUCUCAGUGACACCAUCUGGAAAAAGAAGGAUCUGACAUGGCGCAUUCGUUCUUUCCCCCUCUCCUCCAACUUGCCACACGAUCACAUCCGGAACCUUCUCUUCUAUGCCUUCCGGGCCUGGAGCAACACCUCAGCAUUGACUUUUCGGGAGGUGCACUCUGAAGAUGCUGACAUUCUGGUGGACUUCAGCCGCUCCUACCAUGACGAUGGGUACCCCUUUGAUGGACCUGGAGGCACCUUGGCCCAUGCCUUUUUCCCUGGUGAACACCCUAUUUCUGGUGAUACCCAUUUUGAUGAUGAAGAGACAUGGAUCUAUGACCCAGAGAACAUAGCACCAGGUAGGGGCACAGAUCUCUUUGCUGUAGCAGUGCAUGAGUUUGGUCACGCUCUGGGGCUGGCUCACUCUUCGGCCAAGGAGUCCAUCAUGAUCCCUUAUUAUCAGGGCCCUGUUGGACUGCCCCACAAGUAUCAGCUCCCUCUAGACGACGUCAUGGGGAUUGAACAAAUGUAUGGCAAGCGCCACCCUGGUUCCCAUCCAGAUGACAGCCCAGCAUUACCGGUUCCUACAGUGCCCCCCAUCCCUGACCUACCGCCAUACCAGCCAACACAACACACACACCCGCGAUCACCUGACCGUUGCAAGGCUCAUUUUGACGCCAUCGCCAACAUCCGUGGGGAAAUGUUCUUCUUCAAGCAAAAACACUUCUGGAGGAUGCAGCCAAGCCGCAACCUGGUUUCUCUGGAGCCGGCGCAGACGCUGAGGUUCUGGAACGGUCUCCCACAGGAUUUCAAGGCCAUUGACGCAGUGUACGAACGCAUCAAUGACAGCCAGAUUGUAUUCUUUAUUGGAUCAUACUACUGGGCCUUCCAUGAGACUCGGGUCAAUCCAGGCUACCCCCGUCCUGUAUCGGAUCUUGGUCUUCCUGCUAACACCAUUGUGGGGGCUGCGUUUGUCUGGCCUCACAAUGGCAAGACGUACCUCUUAGAAGGGAACCGGUACUGGCGCUAUGAUGAUCAGAUGGGACAUGUGGAACCAGGGUACCCCAAGUCCGUCAAUCUUUGGGAAGGGGUACCCACAGAUCUGGAUGAUGUCACUCGCUGGAAUGAUGGCAACACGUAUUUCUUCAAGGGCACCCAAUACUGGGGGUUUUCCGGAGGCAACGUGCAGUCCGACACCGGCUACCCCCGCUCCACCUCCCGAGACUGGAUGUAUUGCCAGGGGCCCCCUACUUCCGCUCCACCAGCACCCAGGCACGGAGUGGGGGGAGACAAGGGGAUGUGCAUCUGCCAAGGGUCUGCCGUGAAGCUGGCCCCCCUCUCGGCUUGGAUCCUGGCUUUGAUCUGGGUUCUAUGCUGACCCUUCACCAGCCACCCAAACAGUGCACUUUACUUAUUCGAGGAGGAGAUCCAAUGGUGCAAGGGGGGGUUAUUCCCGUGGGAACAUCCCCACCCCCCUUUCAUGGUGCUCUCAUGAAUCUCACCUGUGACCUACUUCGACCCUUUGGGCAUUUCCUUCCUUGGCUCCACUGCUUAGUUUCCUGUCGGGAAAGAUGGCGGGGCACCAGCCUCCCUGGCAGGCAAAAAGGGUUUGUGAUUUCUGAAGGGGGAAAGAAGGGUCCUCUGCAGAUGCUCAGAGGUGAUCCUUGUUUUUGAUUACUCCCUACAUCACAAGGCUGAGUUCCAGCUCCUGAAGCCUGCUCAGCCCAACUAGCCCAUCCUGGUUCAGCCCUCCUGCCCGCUGCUCUUCUUCCCCUCCUGGCUGUCAUGUCAAGGCAAGGUGAAGCCUAGAGGUCACCUUAGCCUGUCAGCAUCAUUGACUGAAAGCUUAAUAUGCAUCCCUCCCCCUUUUCCUUAUAAACAGAUAAAGAUUUCAGGGAGGGGUCCAGUUAUCCUGCCCCAAAAAGACGCUGCCUAGGAAGGCACUUGCUUUCCCCCCUGCCCAGAUACUUGGGUUGUAUACCUGAGAAAAAAAAUACACUAUACCAUUUCAGGAUUCAGGUUUGUGUUUUUCCAGGAUUCUAGAAUCACUCAGGUUCCAUUUCUUAGGGGGGAUGUGGUGGGAGAGGCAGUGCCCAGUUUUUCAACCAGAUGACAGCAAAAUUGCAGGGGUGCUAGUACUACUAAGUUUUAAGAGAAUUGGACCAAGGGGUCUGAUCCUACAUCCCCUUUGAACAAGGUGCCCCCGGCCAGCCUACUAGCAGGGGUGCUGACUGGGAGAAAAAGGUGGCCCCGGAAGAGGGCCCCGCCUCCACAAAGGAGAGAGGGAAGGAGAAGGAGCCAGCCAGACUCACAGCUCUGUUGGGCCAGACAAGACCAUGAGCAGUGAUCAGCCUCCAUUUCUGGGCCAACUGGGGGAGCUUGCCAUGAGCUGCCUUCCUGUUGCCCAGGAAACCUGUUGAAAGGGAAAUAACAGGCCUGGCAGCCUUAAAAUGAAUGCCCCAGGAAUGUAUGGGACCCAGGUACUGAUAUGCCUGAGAAUCCCAAAAGGCAUUCCUAAUACCCAAGUAUACUUGAAAAUAAAAAUAAGGUAUUUCCUAGGUGUAUAUUCAGAUAGAAUAUAUCAGAGUGUACUGUGAAUUCAUUUGGGGGGCAGCCAGGUUUCUAUAUGAAAUACAAGUCAGUGCCUGGAGAAUCUUGGCUGGGGCUUCAACUCCCUUUCAGAGCCGCAAUUCCAAGAGCAGACAGGAAGUUUGAUGGGCCAGUUAAUUCAGGUGAUUCAUCACCAGGGGCAGGAAGUGCAUUGAUCUCAGAUGUUUUUAUAAUAAAAGCCAAAUGGAAACUGUC
Molecule: messenger RNA, 3140 nt
Organism: Heteronotia binoei (common prickly gecko)
Lineage: Eukaryota; Metazoa; Chordata; Lepidosauria; Squamata; Gekkonidae
Gene: MMP25
Product: matrix metallopeptidase 25
Exons: 10
Coding region: 22-1713 (563 amino acids)
Biological process (GO): collagen catabolic process; extracellular matrix organization; proteolysis
Cellular component (GO): extracellular matrix
Molecular function (GO): zinc ion binding; metalloendopeptidase activity
Source: RefSeq, a predicted model, not a curated record